Messenger RNA from Saxophila tyrrhenica, 1785 nucleotides. RefSeq lists its product as uncharacterized. Bases 1 to 1785 code for a protein of 594 amino acids. The transcript is spliced from 2 exons. Lineage: Eukaryota; Fungi; Ascomycota; Dothideomycetes; Mycosphaerellales; Extremaceae. The record is from RefSeq and is a predicted model, not a curated record.
AUGGAACCCACCUUCUGGAGCAGACUGUUCAGCCGCAGCAACACCGUCUGGGUCUCAUGCUUCCUGGCCGGCACCUCACAAAUCGCACUCGUCGCCUUGCUGAUCGGCAUCAUCACGAAAGACACCUCCCUCGAAAGCUGGCUGGAAGGCAUCGCGUGGGCGGCAUCAAUCGUCCACAUCGUCGCGCUGCUCGUGCUACCGAUCACAGCGUUCCUCUUUCUACGACGUACGUCGAACAUCGUUCAGACCACCUUUGGCGCGGUGUCGAUUCUACUUUCUCUCCCGGCUGCCAUUCUUUCAAUCUACGUUCUGGCAAAAAUCUGGGAAGGCCUCGACCAGCAAGCCGACCAAGACAAACUCGACGUCGGAGACGUACGAAGCAUGUCACAAGCAGGCUUCGCCGUCUGGGCAACCGCAAUCGUCGCUCAACUCGCCGUCUUCACACUCCUUUUCUGGCCACCCUUCCACCACAAGGACACCACCUCAUCACCAGAAGAACCCACCACCCGUUCCUCCCCCGUCCGCUCCCUUAAACGGUCCCUCUCCAUCCAACUCUCCGCCCUCAGCGCCCCCUCUACCCCACGCUUCGCCCGCUCAUCAGAACCCUCCUCACCAACCACACCGACCCUCCGCUCCCCCUCCACCGCCUCGCUCCGGCACUCCAUGGACCGCGUCGUCCGCCCCAUGACCUCCAAAACCAAACUCCUGCUCCAGAAAGCGCAGUCCCUGCAUUCGGAACGGCGGCACUCCCUCGAUACGAUCGGGCAGGACGACGAUUUCGGCGACUGGGACACUUCCAGCCCGGCGGACAUUAUCCCGCUGCCUUCAGCAGAACCGAUUAUACGACCAACUACCAGGACCAGACUGCCGACGAUCCCAGGCAGCCGUCCCGUCUCACCCGCAAACCCGCUGGAAGGACCUUUCUACCCCGACGGCGAAGCCGACGUAGCGGAGCAGGCGUGUGCGCCGGAUCCUUCGCUACCCAAACCCUCCUUCUCCUCCCCCUCCGCAACCUCCUCAGUCCGUCGCGAUAGCAACAGCAGGAGCGACAGCACCGCCAGCUGCACCGCCAGCCGUAGCCCCAGCUGCUGCGACAGUACUACUGUGGCAGACGAACAUCAACAACGCACCAUCCACCCCCUCUUCCGCCCCGAGAGCCCCGCGCCCGCGCCUGCGAUCCGCUCGCCGGGGACGUGGGUUUAUGGGCAUCCGCAGGGGGGAAAGGUGUGGGAUCCUGCACACGGACCGCGGCCGGAGACUCCGAGGAGUCGGCAAGGGAGUUUUAGGGGGGUGGGGGGUACGUCGGGGGCUGAGACGGGAGAGGUGGGUGGGGUGGGUGGGGUGGAGGGGGGAUUUGUGUUGAAGAGGCCGGCGCCGGCUUUUGCUGAGGAGAGGGGAGCGAUGGGCGAAUGUUUCUCGUUGCGAGACGGAGAUCUGCACCGAAGAGCUAUGAAGCCAGUCGAUGCUCACGACUACAGUAAAGCGGCGCAAGAGUCGAGGCUCAACUGGACUUUGCGGCGUUCUCCAGCCUCGCAACAGCUCAACAAGCGAUUUUCAGCGACUGCACUGGCGCCACCGACCUCCGCACCCGGAGACGUGAAUCGUCCAGCCUUGCAACACAUCAUCGACACGCAGAAUAUCAACCCCAACACCGCCCCGACGAACUGGUGCUCGGCUCGUGAGCCUCGAAAUAACGGUUUCCAGAGGUCGAUUUAUUUCCCUUCACCACCUCGGCCGACUCGAGUGCUGCUCUCUUCUCGAGCUCAGCAACGACGUGAGAGGUAA